AUGUCAUUGCUAAAGCCGCAUAUAAGAUAUCAUCAACCAGAAUCGACGUCAACACUAUCCGUAAUGUGGAAAAUGCGUACUUAUUUGGCACUUGCAUUAACGCCGAUAAUUUUGUUACCUAUUUUAUUUUCGUUUCCACAAAACCAAAAAGAAGCAAAAUGUGGUUAUUGCAUUGGUAUAAUGGUUAUUUAUUGGGUUAUGGAGGUAUUACCAUUAGCAGUAACUGCCUUAUUACCGAUGGUACUUUAUCCAAUAUUCGGUUUAAUGGCAUCGAAUGAUGUUGCUCAAAUGUAUUUACCUGACAUAAGUUUUUUAUUUAUUGGUGGAUUAAUGGUAGCGAUAGCUGUUCAGAAGUGCAAAUUGCAUAAUCGUGUCGCUUUAUUCGUGUUAACUAUUAUUCCACCCCAACCAUGCUUGAUUAUGCUCGGUUUCAUGUUAUUAACUGCGUUUUUAAGUAUGUGGAUAUCGAAUACAGCAACUACUGCUCUUAUGGUACCCAUUGCAAAUUCUGUUAUUAUCGAGCUUGCAAAAAGUAAUCCUAGAAAUGAGUUCGGUGAUGAUCUAGUGGAUAAAGCAGUAAUUGAAGAUGGACAUAAUGAAAACAAUGACGAACGAAGGAAAUCUCUCGGUGCUUUCAGUAUCAGAGAUCCAAGAGAAGUUUUAAGUAAAGAUGAAUAUCAUUUGGCAAAGGGAUUGCUGAUAUCAGUUGCUUUUGCCGCAAAUAUUGGUGGAACAGGAACAAUUACAGGAACAGCGUCAAAUCUUGUCCUAAUGGGCCAGAUUAAAGAAAUUUUCCCUCUCGCAAAUACAGACAUUAAUUUUAUAUCCUGGAUGGUUUUUGCAGUACCAUUUGUUACUGCAUGCUUAUUUAUCACAUGGUUGACAUUGGUACUCAUUUUCCUUCGGAAAGCUUCGAAAGAUGUGAUAAAUGCAAAUCACAGAACGAUGAAAGGUAAACUGCGACAAAAGUACGAUAAACUACCGAGCCUGUCAUUUGCUGAAAUCGGUGUAUCGAUUUGCUUCUUGCUAAUGUUAACACUUUGGAUAACGAGAGAUUAUUCCUGGUUUCGGAACUGUUUUCAAGAAAAGUAUGUAACAGAUGCAACGAGUGCAAUGUUGGUUGCAAUCAUAUUAUUUGCCGUCCCGAAUGGAAAGCCAAACUUCUUUGGAAGAUCGGAGAAUGUCGGAACACUACUGGACUGGAAAACAAUGCAAGAGAAAUUUCCAUGGAGUAUUAUGUUGUUACUGGGAGGUGGUUUUGCAAUGGCCGCUGGUGUCAAGGAAUCGAACUUGAAUUAUCGCAUUGGAGAAGUUAUGCAGUCAUUGAAAAUAUUCCCAGUUAAUAUCAAUAUGGCCAUUUGCAUAUUCAUCACCAUAUUCCUAACAAACAUUUGCAGUAAUACAGUAACGGCAUCCAUCUUAAUUCCUAUUGUAGGAGAAUUGGCAAAAUCACUGGAAAUUCAUCCAUUUUACUUUAUGAUUCCUACCGCUCUUGCCUCUUCAAUGGCUUUCACUUUACCUAUGGGAACUCCAUCAAAUGCAAUCGUUUUAGCAUCUGGCUUGUUACGUGUCAACGAUAUAUUGUUCGUUGGAGCAUUGGCUACUAUCGAAUGCGCUGUAUUGGCAAUACUGUUCAUGAUGACGUGGGCAACAUACUUAUUCGAGCUGGACAAAUUCCCUCUCUGGGCCUAUACUCCGGCAGAACUAGUAUACCGAAAUCAUACUUCGUUUGAUUUAUUGGCUAAUGCAACGGCCAAAUAG
Molecule: messenger RNA, 1761 nt
Organism: Cercopithifilaria johnstoni
Lineage: Eukaryota; Metazoa; Nematoda; Chromadorea; Rhabditida; Onchocercidae
Source: the annotation of a GenBank genome assembly